GGCGCAGGUGGGGCUGGGCGUUGCCGACGCCGGCCUCCGCGGCGCCUCUUGGCAGUCUCCGGUCCUUGGCACAAGCCGAAGCCUCUCGGGGCCCGGCGGGCCGCGGCUGCAGCGGCGGAGGAUGGCGCAAAAGAAAUAUCUUCAAGCAAAACUGACCCAGUUUUUAAGGGAAGACAGGAUUCAACUUUGGAAACCUCCAUAUACAGAUGAAAAUAAAGAAGUUGGUUUGGCAUUAAAGGACCUUGCUAAGAAGUACUCUGACAAGCUAGAUUGCUGUGAAAAUGAAGUAGAAAAGAUAAUAGAAGAAAUACGUUGCAAAGCAAUUGAGCGUGGAACAGGAAAUGAAAAUUAUAGAACAACAGGAAUUGCUACAAUUGAGGUAUUUUUACCUUCAAGACUAAGAAAAGAUAGGAAAAACUUGCUGGAGACCCGACUGCACGUCACUGGCAGAGAACUGAGGUCUAAAAUAGCUGAAACCUUUGGAUUUCAAGAAAAUUAUAUCAAAAUUGUCAUAAAUAAGAAACAGCUUCAAUUAGGAAACACCCUUGAAGAACAAGGAGUGACUCACAAUGUCAAAGCAAUGGUGCUCGAGCUGAAACAGUCUGAAGAGGAUGUGAGGAAGAACUUCCAGGUGGAGGAGGAGGAACAAAAUGAGGCAGAAUUAAAAGAAAAACGGAUUCAGAGGACUAAGAGAGGACUGGAGAUACUGGCAGAGAGAGCUGAGAUGGUGGUGGAUCCAGAAACGACACCUUACUUAGACAUAACCAACCAGACGGGCAGAUCAAUCAAAAUUCCCCCGUCGGAAAGAAAGGCCCUUAUGUUAGCUAUGGGAUACCAUGAGAAGGGCAGAGCUUUCCUGAAAAGAAAAGAAUACGGAAUAGCCUUGCCGUGCCUGCUGGACGCUGACAGAUAUUUCUGUGAGUGCUGCAGAGAGCUGCUGGACACGGUGGACAACUAUGCUGUGCUCCAGCUGGAUAUCGUGUGGUGUUACUUCCGCCUGGAACAACUGGAAUGCCUUGAUGACGCAGAAAAAAAAUUAAACCUGGCCCAGAAAUGCUUUAAAAAUUGUUAUGGAGAAAAUCAUCAGAGACUGGUCCACAUAAAGGGAAAUUGCGGUAAAGAAAAGGUGUUGUUUUUAAGACUCUACUUGCUUCAAGGUAUCCGAAACUAUCACAGUGGGAAUGGUGAAGAGGCUUGUGAGUAUCUCAACAAGGCACGCCAGCUCUUCAAAGAACUAUAUAUCGAUCCAUCCAAAGUUCACAACUUGUUGCAGUUGGGAUUUACGGCCCAGGAAGCCCGGCUUGGCCUGCGGGCAUGUGACGGGAACGUGGAUCACGCCGCCACUCACAUUACCAACCGCAGAGAGGAACUGGCCCAGAUCAGGAAAGAGGAGAAGGAGAAGAAGCGCCGCCGCCUGGAGAACAUCAACAACCUGAAGGGCAUGGGCUACUCUACACACGCGGCCAAGCAGGCGCUGCAUCAGGCCAGCGGGAACCUGGAGGAAGCCCUGAAGAUUCUCCUCAGUAACCCUCAGAUGUGGUGGUUGAACGAUUCGGACCCUGAGAGCAGCCAUCAGGAAAGCCCUUCCCAGGAAAACAUCGACCAACUCGUGUACAUGGGCUUUGAUGCCGUGGUGGCCAGCACGGCGCUGAGAGUGUUCAGGGGCAACGUGCAGCUGGCGGCUCAGACCCUUGCCCACAACGGAGGCAGCCUCCCUCCGGAUCUGCAGCUCUCGGGGGAGGACUCCUCCUCAACACCGUCCACGUCCCCUUCUGACUCUGCAGGAACUUCUAGUGCCUCGACUGAUGAAGACAUGGAGACUGAGGCCAUCAACGAAAUCCUGGAAGACAUCCCAGAACACGAGGAAGACUACCUUGACUCCACUCUGGAGGACGAGGAGAUUAUUAUUGCAGAGUACUUAUCCUAUGUAGAAAAUAUAAAGUCCUCAACAAAGAAAAACUAGAUAACGACAAAAAUAAGUACUAUGUUUCUGCUUAUAAAUUCUAUCAUUAUCAGAAGUCUAA
This is a messenger RNA of Lepus europaeus (European hare), 2024 nucleotides long. It is a transcript of the gene NUB1, whose product is annotated as negative regulator of ubiquitin like proteins 1. The transcript is spliced from 15 exons. Bases 122 to 1963 code for a protein of 613 amino acids. Gene Ontology annotation, biological process: regulation of ubiquitin-dependent protein catabolic process. Gene Ontology annotation, molecular function: protein binding. NCBI's taxonomy places the organism in Eukaryota, Metazoa, Chordata, Mammalia, Lagomorpha, Leporidae. The record is from RefSeq and is a predicted model, not a curated record.